UUGAAAGACAAGCUUCUUAAGAAAUUGAAAGGGCUUCAAGUAAUCAAUGGAAAUAUUCCAGGUAUUCAUCAAAUGUAGAAUGCAAGUUAUCAUGCUGUUUUCCUUAGAAAACAAUAUUCCAUAAGCUGUUACACCUUCACCAGAUGCUAAAAUCCUUCGAUUAGGCAUUGAAAUAAUGGGGAUUCAAUGACUCAUUCAACUUACUUUUAGCUUUUCCGCAUGCAAUUUUAUUGCUUCACACUUCAUAAUACCCUUCCAAAGUGACAAGGAACUUAUUUCUUCACAAGGAAUGAUUUCCAUUAAUCUUCUUCUAUAUCCCCCUCCCCCCUUCUUCUCUUCCUCUCUUGCUAUCAUCAGAAAUUAUGGAAGAUCCUAACAUGCUUGCUGCAGAUUGCAUUGUCAUAACAUGUUGCUGCCAAUGCAUGAUCCUGCAAAUCCUCGUCUUCGUCUUGCUCAAACUUCCUUGCAAAUUAGUCAAAAAGACGAAGGAAUACACGAAAAGAUUCAGAAAUCAAAAGAGACGAGAGAAGAUUGUGCAGAUUGAAAUAAGAAGAUAUGGAGAAGACAGCUUCAGAAGUCAUGGGAACUCCUUUCGAAUUCAAACAGAUAAAUCCCUUGGUUUUAACUGUUGCAUGGAUGAAAUUGAUCAUGUUUUGGAGGAUUUUUCGAAUAGGGGUGAGUUUGCUUUUGGCAGCUUUUGGGGUGGAGAGAUAUCAAGGAGAUUUUCUACUUCAUGUUUAAAUGAAGAGGAACUUGAUUAUGAGGUUGUUCAGUGUCAUUUAAUUGAAAUAUUUGGCUGUGUCAAUUUGCCCUAGCAUUUUCUGAAGAACCUUCACAUUUCCAUAUGUUUAUGACCAUUUUAUAAAGAAGCACACAUAUCUUUAAUGAUGUU
Olea europaea var. sylvestris is the source of this 892-nucleotide messenger RNA. RefSeq lists its product as uncharacterized. The transcript has a single exon. The record is from RefSeq and is a predicted model, not a curated record. Bases 363 to 815 code for a protein of 150 amino acids. NCBI's taxonomy places the organism in Eukaryota, Viridiplantae, Streptophyta, Magnoliopsida, Lamiales, Oleaceae.